Fopius arisanus is the source of this 1050-nucleotide messenger RNA. Its product is annotated as phosphatidate cytidylyltransferase, mitochondrial. The transcript has a single exon. Gene Ontology annotation, molecular function: phosphatidate cytidylyltransferase activity. Gene Ontology annotation, cellular component: mitochondrion. The coding region runs from base 1 to 1050 and encodes 349 amino acids. NCBI's taxonomy places the organism in Eukaryota, Metazoa, Arthropoda, Insecta, Hymenoptera, Braconidae. The record is from RefSeq and is a predicted model, not a curated record. Gene Ontology annotation, biological process: CDP-diacylglycerol biosynthetic process; cardiolipin biosynthetic process.
AUGAAAUUUUGUUUCGCUUAUGGCUCUGGUGCAUUGAAACAAAAAGUCGAUGUAUCUCAGAAUAUGUUGGAUCUUAUCUUCGUUGUAAACAACUCCAGACAAUGGCAUGCUGAAAAUAUGGAGAGACAUCCAGAUCAUUAUGCUCAACCACUUCGUUUUCUCGGUCAUAAGGCAGUAACAAGAAUUCAGGAAACGUGGGGAGCGAAGAUUUACUACAAUACAUUGAUAAAAUCGAGUGAAGGACGUUUGAUCAAGUAUGGAGUGAUAUCUGAAAUAUCACUUAUGGCAGAUCUUCUCGAUUGGAACUUUUUAUACCUGGCCGGGAGGCUUCAUAAACCUGUGGAAAUCCUGGUGGAACCUGAUGAAAGAUCACAGUUACGAGCAGCAUUAGUUCAGAACCUACAUUCCGCAGUCCAUGCGGCUCUUCUUCUUCUUCCUGAGAAUUUCACUGAGAUUGAUUUUUUUAGAGUUAUCGCAGGAUUGUCGUACCAAGGUGAUUUUAGAAUGAUAUUUGGAGAGGAUAGAUCCAAGGUAGACAAUAUAGUUGUACCCCAGAUACAGCAUUUUCGCCAGUUGUAUGGACCAGUUCUCAAGCACUUUGACAAUUACCUUGAAAUACCAAAAGAUUCAGAUGCUUCAACUACAUGUAAUCAGGAUACCAGUCCGACCGCAAGAAUUCAUCAUUUGAAUCAGUUGCCAAGAAUUCCGCAGAUGCAGCUGGUUAGGAUCUGGUCCAGAGGUCCACGGUCUAAGGACACCGAAGAUUGUCUUCGCGCCAUUGCACAUGAUCCGGAUUGCAGUUCGAUCCUCUUGCAAGUCCUUCAGAAUAUUGUUUGGAAGUCUAGUAUAAAUCAAAGCGUAAAGGGCAUUUUCACUGCUGGACUUGUCAAAUCUAUUAAAUACAGUUCUGCAAAGAUUAUGAAAAUGCUAAAUUCAAUAUCCUCUAAUAAAACACAAUUGAAUAUUCCCAUCCAGCGUAUGGGAAAAGCUGAUCAGCUUGCACAUAGUUUGAUUAAAAAAGGAAGCGAUUCCAAGCUACAGAGAAAAUGA